UGACCCGCGCCAUUCCACGAAAGACUCUGCCGAAGACGCGCGUUACAUCCUCGUGUGUGUAAAAUAACUCACAACUUCAGAUUUGAAAAUAUGUGUUCGGAAUAAUUUUAGACUGUGAUAUUGUGUUCGAAAUAUGAAAUUGAUUGUGAUAUUUGUGUUUUGCGUGAGUUUUCUCGUGAGCGCGCAAGAUGAAUACGGCGAAGACGUGACAGAAGCAUGCUGUACGCACGGAUCGGACUCGGCGGUGCCGCUGUCGUCAGCCCGGGACUGCGGAGCCCUAGGGCUCCCGGACUACAUAGAGCCGGAGCAGGAGGCCGCCUGCAAGGCUAGCGUGGCGAGCUGCUGCCAGGACCACUUUAAACAGAAGGAUGAUUGUGCUGCAGGCGCGAAGUAUGCUGCCAGCAAACGAUGUAGUGUACCAAGCACAGACAUCGGAAAGACAUGUUGCGAAGAGUGCAAAUUCGGCGCGCUCACAGGGGAGUCUCAGGGCGUAGAGGCGUGCGGGAGCCCUCCUACACCAGACGUCUCCCCCGCCUCUUAUCUGAGGAAGACUUCUUAUUAUAAGUGCUGUGUUGAAGCAGCAACAAAGCCGACGACAACCGAAGCCCCAUCAACGACUACCACAGAAGCAGUUAAGCGUUGUGGGCCUAGCUCCUGCAAAGCUGACCAAGACUGCGAUGACAGUGAGGGCGUUAUCCGGUGCUUGUGCCGCAGUGGCUUUAGGAAACAUAAGGAUGGCUCUUGCAAAGAUAUCAAUGAGUGCGCAGAAUCAGUUGACAACCUUUGCACUCAAGAGGAUCACGUCUGCCAUAACACCCCGGGUUCCUACAAGUGUGUACCACUCAAGAAGCGAGAAGUACCUGGUUGUCCACCAGGCUUCAAGAAGAACGUCAUCAACCAGGUGUGCGAUGAUAUAAACGAAUGCCAGCUCCCCCGCCCACCCUGCCCAAAGUAUCUCUGCGAGAACACGAUCGGUGGCUACAAGUGUAACGGCAAGCCCGGGACUCCGGCCGUCGAGGGCGUAACUGAAGCCGCACCAGCAGCGGCUCCUGCACGAAACGAUAUCUGUCCUAAAGGGUUCAGGGCUGGGGCUAACGAUGAGUGCAUUGACAUCGAUGAAUGUGAUGAGCACCUGGACGACUGCCAACGUCUCUCGCAGCACUGCAUCAACACGCACGGAGCCUUCUUCUGCCAAGAUCACGUUUCCAAGCGAUGCGCUCCUGGCUUCAAGGUCAACAGUGCCACUGGUAUUUGCGAAGAUAUUAAUGAGUGUGAAGAAGCUUCAGAGGUGUGCAAGAGGAAUCAAGUUUGCGUUAACCUCCCGGGGGCCUACGACUGCAAGUCCAAAAUUAGCACCUUACCGAAAUUAAACUCAAAAACAUGCCAAGAAGGAACCAGGAUGCGCGUUGGAAGCAACAAAUGCGAUGAUAUCGAUGAAUGUCGAGAGGGCACGCAUCUUUGCGACCAAUUCCAGAACUGCAUCAACACAUAUGGUGGACACGAGUGUCGCUGCAAGAACGGGUUCGAGUUAGACUCUACGUCAGGAUCCUGCGAAGAUGUUGAUGAAUGUGCUAUGAAGCUGGACAAUUGCGCUCCUGGCCUCCACUGUCUCAACGUGCUGGGGUCAUUCACCUGCACGCGUCGAGCCCCCACUUCUUCGACCACCACAACCACCCAAGCACCCACUUCUAAUGACUACGAGUAUUAUUAUACUGAUGAUGAAGAACCAACCAACGACACACGAAAUCCGGCGCCAUCACCAGCAACAGGAGCCAAACCAGCACCUAAACCUAACCCUCCUCCUCCUCCUCCUAAACCUACUACCACUUCUACCACUUCUACCACUACAAGUACUACCACUAGUACCACAACUACAACUACAACGACUCCUAAACCCACAACUCCUAAGCCACCACCAGCCAGACCUUACCGCCCACCGCCCACCCAAUACGAUCCAUUCGGCAGACCGACCAGACCAUAUACCAACAGACCCAGACCUACAAACCCUACAGAAACUACUACCGACCCUAGAAGACCAGAAAACAGACUUCCAAAUACCAACAUCCCUCCUCCGACAACUCCAGAGGUUAUUGAAAAAGAGAAGAAUCCAGAUGGAGGAGUAGAAGUAGACACGUCGGAUAUCCCUAAGGACAAGUGGACGAAUGUUAUAGGGAAGGAUAAGGAGAAUGAACCUGAUGAUUUUGAUCCGAAUGAGCUGCAUUGCCUGAACGGGUAUGAGAAGAAUGCUGCGGGUGAUUGCGUCGAUAUCGACGAAUGCAGUGGUCGCCACAUAUGCAGUGCCCUGGAGAAGUGCAUUAACGAGCCUGGACGGUACCGCUGCGAGUGUAUAACAGGCUUUAGAAGAGACCCUUCAGGGUACUGUGCCGUGGCACCCACUAUACCCACCACAUCAUCCACUACCACUUCAACUAGUACAACUACCACGACCACCACAGAGGCUCCUCGGCCCUACUACCCACCGCAACCGCGUCCGCAACCCCGACCUCAACCAUCAGCACCACCCCGUCCGCAACCAUCAGCUCAACCGUCUCCGCAACCGUCACCUCAUCCGUCAGCACAACCGUCCCCGCAGCCGUCAGCACAGCCCUCUCCGCAACCAAGGCCCCAACCGAGGCCGCAAACAAGACCGCAACCGCAGCGGCCGCCACAGACACCGCACUUCUGCGAGAUGGGAUACAUCUACGACUCCAGACAGGGACAGUGUGUUGAUAUCGAUGAGUGCGCUACGAACCGGCACACUUGCGUGGCAAAUGAGCGCUGCGUCAAUGUUGAUGGUGGUUUCCAGUGCGAAAAGGCACCGGUUUAUGUUGCACCAGCACAAACCCCACCCAGGGCCUACCCCAGCUCCCGGGACCCUCACGUGAUCACAGUUGGCGCCCAGUAUGGUACCCGCGGCCCUCGCUACCGUCGUCCGACGUAUUCGCGAGUUCGAGAAGUCGACGCUGUGAUGACGUCAUGCCAGAAGGGCUAUCGGCUGACUUCGGAGAAGAUGUGCUUAGACAUAGACGAAUGCGCCGUGAACCAGUCAGAUUGCGGUCCUCAGCAGCGCUGCGAGAACUUCUUCGGCGGCCACUCUUGUCAGUGCCCAGCGGGACACCAGCUGGUCGGUGCUAAAGAUUGUGAGGACAUCGACGAGUGCCAAUACGGAAACCCGUGUUCAUACUCGUCGAAAUGCGUCAACACCGUGGGCUCGUACCGCUGCGAGUGCAACGAAGGCUUCAGAAAUACACGCUCUAACGACAAAGUGUGCAUGGAUGUGGACGAGUGCACGGAGACUCCAGGAGUGUGCCAGCAGGGCUGCGCUAACGCCUGGGGUUCCUACCGCUGCUACUGCCACCAGGGAUACAGGAUGCAGGAGGAUGGCAAGACUUGUGUAGACGUAGACGAGUGUGCAGAAUUCGCCGCAUCCGCCUCGAGUCGAAGCCGCGCGCGUCUGUGCGGCGGAGAGUGUGUCAACGAGCCUGGCAGCUACCGGUGUUCGUGCCCCAAGGGAUACCGGCUGUCUGAAGACCAGCACAGUUGCAUAGAUAUUGACGAGUGUGAGACUGGCGAAGCUACCUGUGCUAGAUCUUCGGAUCCCAGCCAAGUGUGCCAAAACACGCGGGGAAGUUACCAUUGUCACACCAUCAGCUGCCCGGCAGGGUACCAGCUGGAAGCCAAACAUCGCUGCACGCGCAUCCAGCGGACUUGCGCGAUGUCAGAUUGGGACUGCGUGCACCAGCCCAGCAGUUACAGCUACAACUUCAUCACCUUCGUGGCAAAUAUAUACCUUCCGCUCGGACGGGUUGACCUAUUUACAAUGCACGGGCCCUCUUGGGCAGACUCCUUCAUGAGCUUCGAGAUGAGAAUGGUGGAUGUGCAGGCGGCGCCGGGGGUCACGCCGGCUAGCCUGGCCUGUUUCGACACGCGGCCUACCGGCAACAUGUGCGUGGUGUCCCUUCUGUGCGCGCUGGAAGGGCCGCAGGUUGCCGAGUUGGAGCUGACUAUGUCUCUGUACCAGCGGCGGCAGUUUGCGGGCAGCGCUGUGGCCAGGCUAGUCGUCAUCGUCUCUCAGUACGAGUACUAGGCUUACACUACACUAGCGUCAUACUAUAGGUAUACAACAAAAAAUCGACGAUGCCGCAUAGUUAGACAGGUGCACUCACGCGGGGCGAGCGGUGAGUCGCGUUGGUACGUUACUGACGCGGUUAUUCUCAUCGCUGUGCCAGCACUGGCCCCAUUUCUGUAGAUUAUUGACAACAUCAUUCACAUUUUAUUACAUACAUACAUAUACAUAUAAUCACGCCUUUAUCCCAUAAAGGGGUAGGCAGAGCACAUGAACUUCUAAUUUUCAGUGCCACUCUUGGCAAAAAGGGGUUGAAAAAAAUCGAAAUUGUGACAUUGCAGUGACAGGUUGCCAGCCUCUCGCCUACGCCACAAUUGAACCCAUAUCCCACAGUCGACUUCUACGACACCCACGGGAAGAAAGGGGGUGGUGAAAUUUUAUUAUAUUUUUGUAUAAAUUAUACAAAACAGAUAGAUGCCUAAAUAAAUAAGCAGUAGUGCACCUGGCCCUGUAGGGUCGGGCGCAGCCCAUCAUUCAAGCGCGUGAAGCGUGCUCUUUUAUUCAGCAGAGCACUUGACCUUGUAAGAUCGGGCGCAGCCCUACAGCAAUCACGCUUCGCGUGCAGUUGUGCACUUGAUCCUGUAGAGUCGGGUUGAGCCCGACAUUCAAGCGUGCAAAGCGUGCGCUUUCGUUUAGCAGUGCACUUGCCCUUUGAUAAGAACAAUGUUGUGUGAUACGUAAAUCAGAUUAUUUACAUUUGCCAUGAAAUCCUACUUAUAGGUAUCUCAGCCUAAUAAGAUCUACUUAUAAAUGUUUAGAAAUUAAGAAAUGUAUGUUUUGUUAUAUUUAUUAAUACAAUUGACUGUUAAAUUUUGUAAAUAAAAUCUAUAAACGAUA
Messenger RNA from Leguminivora glycinivorella, 4963 nucleotides. Its product is annotated as latent-transforming growth factor beta-binding protein 4-like. Lineage: Eukaryota; Metazoa; Arthropoda; Insecta; Lepidoptera; Tortricidae. The transcript has 25 exons. Gene Ontology annotation, molecular function: calcium ion binding. Bases 134 to 4087 code for a protein of 1317 amino acids. The record is from RefSeq and is a predicted model, not a curated record.